Camellia sinensis is the source of this 657-nucleotide messenger RNA. The record is from RefSeq and is a predicted model, not a curated record. NCBI's taxonomy places the organism in Eukaryota, Viridiplantae, Streptophyta, Magnoliopsida, Ericales, Theaceae.
AUGGGAAUCAUUCUUUUUGCUAUUUCAUAUUACUUGUCUGCUUUUGUUUUAGCUGAUGACAUGCUAAAUCAAUACCAGCCUAUCAAUGACAGUGGGGCAUUAGUAUCUGCUAGAGGAGAUUUCAAGUUAGGCUUCUUCAGUACAAACAAUUCGAUGAGCCGAUACUUGGGGAUAUGGUGUAACAAUAUCCCAGUUCAAACCAUUGUUUGGGUGGCGAACAGAGACAGACCGCUUAAUGAUUCUUCGGGUGGUCUAAAGAUUGGGGAGGAUGGAAAUUUGAUCCUUCUUGGCAGCGGAGGAAUAGUUGCUUGGUCUACCAGUAUCCAGAAUCUAUCAUCAAAACCCACUGCUGCACUGCUCUUAGACUCUGGAAAUCUUGUUUUGAGAAGUGAAAAUGGUGGGAACACAGAAAGUUAUAUUUGGCAAAGCUUUGAUCAUCCUUCAGAUACACUGAUAGCUGGUGUUAUAAGUAAAGGGUCUGUUAAGCAGUACCGAACUGGGAUAUCGAACAGGCUGCAGUUUAAUGGUGUCGAGCCUCAAAACUCUAUCUUCAAUGCUAAUUUCAUCGAUAAUUCAGAGGAGGUGUAUUUCAAGUUUGAUCUAGAUGAACAGAUAACAGGGCUGGUUUUGAAUUACACAGGACAAUGCAAUGUGUGA